AUGUCUUUCCCCCCUCAUUUGAAUCGUCCUCCUGUGGGAGUCCCAGCACUUCUACCAGGGAUUCCAACCUCACAGUUUCCUGAUUUUCCUCCACCUGUACCACCAGGAACUCCAAUGACUCCUGUACCAAUGAGCAUGAUGGUUCCUGCCCCAGCUGUCUUAGUGCCCACAGAAUCCAUGGUUAGAAAUUAUUUGGGAGCCAUAUGUGGUCCCGCUACUACAGUUUUUGUUGGAAACAUUUCCGAGAAAGCUUCAGACAAGCUUAUAAGACAGCUCCUAGCUAAAUGUGGUCUGGUUUCAAGCUGGGAGAGGGUAAAGGGUGCUUCUGGAAAACCUCAAGCGUUUGGAUUCUGUGAGUAUAAGGAGCCUGAAUCUACCCUCCGUGCACUCAGGUUAUUACAUGACCUGCAGAUUGGAGAGAAGAAGCUCCUCGUUAAAGUUGAUGCAAAGACAAAGGCACAACUUGAUGAAUGGAAAGCAAAGAAGAAAGCCUCAAAUGGGAAUGCCAGACCAGAGACCGUCACUACUGAUGAUGAAGAACCUUUAGAUGAAGAAACAAAAAGAAAAGAUCAACUGACUAAAAUGGCCUUUGAAGUAUUAAUACGCAAAUUCUCCAGUGAACUCAAUGCCCCUUCACAGGAGUCUGAUGCUUCUCCUAGGAAGAAAACGCAAGAAAAGAAAGAAGUGGCUCAAUUGAUUCCUUAUCCACUCACCACUGAGGAGGAUAUAAAUGAUAUAGAAAUGGAAGAGGACAAAAGAGAUCUAAUAUCCCGAGAGAUCAGCAAAUUCAGAGACACACACAAGAAACUGACAGAAGAGAAAGACAAAAAGGAGAAAGAAAGACAGGAAAUUGAGAAAGAACGGAGAGAAAGAGAGAGGGAGCGUGAAAGGGACCGAGAAAGGCGAGAACGUGAACGAGAAAAAGAGAAGGAACAGAAGCGAGAACGUGAUCGAGACCGAAAAUGGAGCUCUGAUCGGAAUAAGGAUCAGAGUCGAUCAAGAGAGAAGAGCCGAGACAGUGAACGGGAGCGAGAGCGAGAAAGAGAGCGAGAGCGAGAAUGGAAAAGAGAGCGAGAGCGUGAGAGAGAGCGCGAGAGGGAACGGGAGCGUGCGCGAGAGAAGGACAAGAAACGUGACCGAGAGGAGGAAGAAGAUGCGUAUGAAAGGAGAAAGCUGGAAAGAAAACUCCGAGAGAAGGAAGCUGCUUAUCAAGAGCGGCUUAAGCACUGGGAAAUCCGUGAACGAAUCAAAACCCGGGAAUAUGAAAAAGAAGCUGAGCGAGAAAAAGAAAGAAGGCGAGAGAUGGCAAAAGAAGCUAAGCUUUUGAAAGGAUUCUUAGAAGAUUAUGAUGAUGAUAGAGAUGAUCCCAAGUAUUACAGGGGAAGUGCUCUUCAGAAAAGAUUGCGUGAUAGGGAAAAGGAAAUGGAAGCAGAUGAACUUGACAGGAAGAGAGAAAAGAAAGAACUGGAGGAAAUUAGGCAGCAUCUGGCAGAAGGACACCCAGACCCAAAUGCAGAGCUCCAAAGGAUGGAGCAAGAGGCUGAGAGACGUAGACAACCACAAAUAAAGCAAGAACCAGAAUCAGAGGAAGAGGAGGAAGAAAAAGAAGAAAAACGAGAAGAGCCGGUAGAAGAGGAAGAGGAACCAGAGCAGAAGCCUUGUCUGAAACCCACUCUGAGACCCAUCAGCUCUGCUCCAUCCGUUUCCUCUGCCAGUGGCAAUGCAAUCCCCAACACACCUGCGGAUGAUUCUCCCUGCGGUAUUAUUAUUCCUCAUGAAAACUCACCUGAUCAACAACAGCCUGAAGAACAUAGGCCAAAAAUAGGACUUAAACUGGGUGCUUCCAAUAGUCCUGGCCAACCUAAUUCUGUGAAGAGAAAGAGGCUACCUAUAGAUAGUGUCUUUAACAAAUUUGAGGAUGAAGACAGUGACGAUGUACCCCGAAAAAGAAAACUGGUUUCUUUGGACUAUGGUGAAGAUGAUAAAAAUGCUGCCAGAGGCACAGUGAACACAAAAGAAAAGCGCAGGCACAUUAAAAGCCUCAUUGAGAAAAUUCCCACGGCCAAACCUGAGCUCUUUGCCUAUCCCCUUGAUUGGUCCAUUGUGGAUUCAAUAUUGAUGGAACGCCGAAUUAGACCAUGGAUUAAUAAGAAAAUGAUAGAAUACAUAGGUGAAGAAGAAGCGGCAUUGGUUAAUUUUGUUUGUUCUAAGGUUAUGGCUCAUAGUUCACCUCAGAGCAUUUUAGAUGAUGUAACCUUCGUACUGGAUGAAGAAGCAGAAGUUUUUACAGUCAAAUUGUGGAGAUUAUUGAUAUAUGAAACAGAAGCUAAGAAAAUUGGUCUUGUGAAGUAA
Messenger RNA from Elephantulus edwardii (Cape elephant shrew), 2352 nucleotides. RefSeq names its product RNA-binding protein 25-like. Gene Ontology annotation, cellular component: spliceosomal complex. Gene Ontology annotation, molecular function: mRNA binding. The record is from RefSeq and is a predicted model, not a curated record. Bases 1 to 2352 code for a protein of 783 amino acids. Gene Ontology annotation, biological process: mRNA processing; regulation of alternative mRNA splicing, via spliceosome. Lineage: Eukaryota; Metazoa; Chordata; Mammalia; Macroscelidea; Macroscelididae. The transcript has a single exon.